AUGUACCUUGUAAAUAUUUCAGAGGAACAUCUACGCACACACAUAUGUGACGCUAAAGCCCAGCCAAAGACCACCAAUGCUAAGGUCUCAGCUGAAACUUACGUAAAAACCACUGGUACAAAAGGUCCAGUUAAAUCUUAUACAAAAACGACCAGCGCUAAAGCCCAGCCAAAGACCACCAAUGCUAAGGUCUCAGCUGAAACUUACGUAAAAACCACUGGUACAAAAGGUCCAGUUAAAUCUUAUAAAAUAACCACCAGCGCUAAAGCCCAGCCAAAGACCACCAAUGCUAAGGUCUCAGCUAAAUCUUAUGUAAAGACUACCGGUACUAAAGGUCCUGCUAAAUCUUAUACAAUGACCACUAGCGUUAAAGGCCAAUCAAAGACCACCGAUGCUAGGGUCUCGACUAAAUCUUAUGUAAAGACCACCGAUGCUAGGGUUUCGACUAAAUCUUAUGUAAAGACUACCAUUGCUAAAGUCUCAGUUAAAUCUUCAAAGACCACCGAUGCUAAGAUCUCUGCAAAAACCACCAGUGCUAGGAUCUCUGUAAAGGCUACUAGCGUUAAGGUUUCGGCUAAAUCUUAUGCAAAGACCACCACUACUAAAGGCCAAAAUAAACCUUAUACAAAGGCAACUAGUACUAAUGGACCGGCAAAACCAAAAACCACUAGUGCUAUAAACAAACCCAAACCUUAUACAAAAACCAAUGAAGAUCUAUUCACACAUCGUGCAAAGACUACUAGCGUUAAACCUUAUGCAAAGCCCACCAACACUAAAUACACAAGAUCUAAUAGCCUAGAAGAUCUACAUAGCCUUCACGCAGAACCCACACAUGUUGAUGACGCCAGUGUUGAAAGCCUAGAAGAAAUACUUCAUAAAAAGCACGCCAGCACUGAAUCUCAUGCAAAGACCACCGGUGCUAAUGGUCAUAUUAAAACUUAUGCAAAGCCUACUAGCACUAAAAGAACCAGUUCUAAAAGCCUAGAUUUACCUAAUCUUCACGCAAAGCCCACUAACAUUAAAAAUACUAACGUCAAAGGUAUAGAAGGUCUACUUAAACUUCAUGAACAUACCAGCACUAAACCUUAUGCAAAGUCAACUGGCGCUAAAGAUAAGCCCCAUGCAGAGCCCACCAGCAUUAAACCUUAUGUAAAGCCAACCAGUGCUAAAGAAAUUGACACAAAAGGUCUAGAGCACACCAACAUUAAAGACCAACCUAAAUUUAAUGUAAAAUCUACUGAAGCUAAAGAACACGAAAAACCCACCGGUGCUAAAGGCCAAGUAAAACCCACCGGCGUUAAUAACGAAGGUAAAUUUCGUGUAAAACCCACCGAAGCUAAGGACCAAGAAAAACCCACCGGUGCUAAAGGUAAAGCAAAGCCCACCGGUAUUAAAGACGAAGAUAAAUCUCGUGUAAAGCCCAUCGACAACAAAGAUCAAGAAAAACCCACCGGUGUUAAAGGCAAAGCAAAGCCCACCGGCAUCAAAGACGAAGAUAAAUCUCGUGUAAAGCCCAUCGACAACAAAGACCAAGAAAAACCCACCGGCGUUAAAGGUGGAACAAAGCCUACUGAAGCUAAACAUUUUUUAGUAGAAGCUGAUGUUAAGGCAGGUCACAGAUAA
Racocetra persica is the source of this 1623-nucleotide messenger RNA. The record is from the annotation of a GenBank genome assembly. Lineage: Eukaryota; Fungi; Glomeromycota; Glomeromycetes; Diversisporales; Gigasporaceae.